GAGUGAGAACAUAAGACAGAAAGGCAACGGACGAUCACAAAGAGAGUAGAAAAGGAGAACAAGAGUAGCGAGGGACCAGAGGAGACGAGUGAGAGAGACAGAGCAGGACAAUCCGAAGCUCAAAAUGCCUCCCAACUUCGCCGGCACCUGGAAAAUGAAGAGCAGUGAGAAUUUCGAUGAACUUCUGAAAGCUCUCGGUGUGAACGCUAUGCUCCGAAAAGUGGCCGGCGCUGCUGCAGCCAAACCACACGUGGAGAUCCGACAGGAUGGAGAGCAGUUCUACAUCAAGACCUCCACCUCGGUACGCACCACUGAAAUUAACUUCCGCAUCGGAGAGGAGUUUGACGAAGAGACGGUGGACGGCAGGAAGUGUAAGAGUUUGGCCAUGUGGGAGACCGAGAAUAAAAUGUACUGCAAACAGAAGCUGGUGGAUCAAGACGGACCCGUUACAUACUGGAGUAGAGAGCUGCGUGGAGACGAACUGAUCCUGAUCUUUGGGGCCGACGACGUGGUUUGCACGAGGAUUUACGUACGAGAAUGAGAUGAAGUAGAGACAGCGACCUUGAAAAAACGCAACCAAACAGCCCCGCAUCCUGAGAAACCUUCUGUCUAGAAAAACCAGAGCCCUUCAUUGCAUGUCAGGCAGUGAACAUGCAUUCGUGCAGUGCAUUGUGGGAUUUCAUUAUUCGUCACUCUGUUUGUUUCUCUCUCUUUGUCCGUUUCUGACACAGAUAUGUGUAUUGCAAACAAAAACAGUAAUAAAAAUGGAAACGAACAUCA
Molecule: messenger RNA, 780 nt
Organism: Labeo rohita (rohu)
Lineage: Eukaryota; Metazoa; Chordata; Actinopteri; Cypriniformes; Cyprinidae
Gene: crabp1a
Product: cellular retinoic acid binding protein 1a
Exons: 4
Coding region: 125-541 (138 amino acids)
Biological process (GO): fatty acid transport
Cellular component (GO): nucleus; cytosol
Molecular function (GO): fatty acid binding
Source: RefSeq, a predicted model, not a curated record